This is a messenger RNA of Etheostoma spectabile (orangethroat darter), 1407 nucleotides long. It is a transcript of the gene b3gnt2l, whose product is annotated as UDP-GlcNAc:betaGal beta-1,3-N-acetylglucosaminyltransferase 2, like. Gene Ontology annotation, biological process: protein O-linked glycosylation; poly-N-acetyllactosamine biosynthetic process. The transcript has a single exon. The record is from RefSeq and is a predicted model, not a curated record. Lineage: Eukaryota; Metazoa; Chordata; Actinopteri; Perciformes; Percidae. Gene Ontology annotation, cellular component: Golgi membrane. Gene Ontology annotation, molecular function: protein N-acetylglucosaminyltransferase activity. The coding region runs from base 96 to 1361 and encodes 421 amino acids.
AGGAUUACACGCCAGGAUCCAGGGCCAUCUCCCAAAAAGAUGAUCCAUUUCUAGGAACGGCACACCGCACAGCCUGGUGUACUCCGCUCGAGCCAAUGAGACGUAUUAAAACCUUAAGUGCCAUGGUUGUCCUGGUCACUUUGUUCCUGAUCUUCUUCUACUCAACACUCCACCUAGAGACGGCCUACAGCCGCAGGGCUGGACCCGGCGGGCCCCUGAAGCAUCCCACCCGCCAGGUUCAAGACAGCGAUGUGAAGACACCAUCCUUCACCACGCCGCACCCUGAAGUCCAUGAUGUGUCCGUCUCUGAUGUCCUCAGACAGAUCAUCCCUCAAAAUGGCGCGUACUGGAACCGUCUGCUGUACUCUGCCCUCAGGAAUCUGGACAAGGGAGAAGAUCCUUUCAGACAUGACACCAAUUGGUCCAGCUGCAGGGAGACAAGUCAAGAGUUUCUGCACAACAACAUGCAUGACUUCUCCUCCUACCCAGUCUUAUUCCAGGACUUUUUGCAGGGCAUGAAGUGCAGGACCCCUCCAGUCCUGCUCAAUCAACCCAACAAGUGCAUCUCUGGCGACGGGAAGGGGGACAACCAGACCUUCCUGCUUUUUGCUAUCAAGUCGACUCCUGGGAACUUUGAGCGGAGGCAGGCUGUGCGGGAGACGUGGGGGCAAGAGGGGACGCAUCACAGUGGACUGCAAGUGCGCAUUGUGUUUCUUCUGGGUAGCCCCUCGCUGGACGACUCCAACCUCACACCACUUCUGUCAUUUGAAGCGAGCCAAUUUAAGGACCUGGUGCAGUGGGACUUCCACGAAUCGCUCUUGAACCUGACGCUCAAAAUGCACAUGUUCCUCCAGUGGACGCUGAAAUUCUGCCCCAACGCCUCCUUCGUCUUUAGUGGGGACGACGACGUAUUUGUGAAUACACCGGCGGUACUUCGCUACCUGCAGUCUCUGGAGCCUUCCAAGGCCUCUCGGUUGUAUGUUGGACAUGUCAUAAGCACAGCAAAUCCCCUCAGGGACCCCCAAAGCAAGUACUACAUUCCCCUGAGCUUCUAUGACGGCCCAUACCCUGCGUAUGCUGGCGGGGGAGGUUUUCUGAUCUCUGGAGCGUUGCUGCAACCCCUACAUUCAGUUUCACGUGUCAUUCCUUUUUUCCCCAUCGACGAUGUCUACGCUGGGAUGUGCAUUAAGGUUGUGGGGGUUUCUCCUGAGGUAAACAACGGCUUUCAGACAUUUGACGUCAAAGUGCAGGAUCGUGAGAACCUGUGUGUACAUAAGGGUCUCCUUCUGAUUCACCAGCGCUCCCCACAGCAGACGAAGAAGCUGUGGAAGGGCAUCCACAGCCCCUUGUUGACUUGUUGAAUAGGACUGGUGAGCGAAAGAUGCAGGGAUUCAAUAACAGAGGAAA